AUGUCUCUGCUUACCGGCUGGAUAGACGAUGCCAGGCGGGUGUAUACCGCCUACGGAGCAGACCUCAUCCGAACGGGAUGUUUUCUUCUUCGCACCACACCUUCAGUGGCGUACAGGGCCGCUGUCUUGUUUCAGCGCUUCCAGGCGGUCGCCGAGGGGGUUCGGCGUAAGCGCGGAGACUACCAAGAGGAACACGGUUUUACAGACGGGGGCAGAAGUAACGACCAGGCGUCUGGUACACGAAAAGCGUCCUACACGGUGCCAGUACACGUUGGGACAGAACGCCCUUCUGGGGUUCUUGCGUUAGGGGAUCCGUAUGCUCCGUUAGAUUACUGUUUAUUCAAGCUGCGCGAGCACGACGAUAUCACGUAUCUGACCGCGGCGUGUGUUCUCAUUGCGGCAAAGAUGGAGGAUCACUCCAUGCGCAUUCGUCUCAUUGUGGGCGUGUUCAUGCGCCUAAACCAGCGCCGUCGGGGUGAGCCGGUCAUUGAGCAACUUCAGCCUCCACCAGAGCGGUACGAUGAUUUUAAGCUAUGUAUGCUGGAGGCUGAGGAGGUUGUUUUGCAGGCGCUUGGAUUUCAGACCUUUGUGGAGUGUCCUUUCAAGUAUGCCAUUCUUUUCCUUGGCAUGAUUGUUGAAGACGACAACGUGGGAGUUGCCACAGAUGCUGGUUCAACGACGAGUCAUCCUUUUUACUUCAAUGGAUCCUUUUCCAACGCGGCCGUGAAACGGUGGCUUGCAGACGCCGUGUGUUGGCUGAAUGAUAUACCUCGUUGCGUAGACUUAUACGCGGAGGAAGCCCACGUGCUCGCGGUGUGUUCCUCUUUUCCACGCGGCCUUCGAAUGUCACUGGGCUCCCGGAGAAUUGGCCCCUGGCUUUUGGCGUGGAGCGGGCAAAGUUAA
Messenger RNA from Trypanosoma conorhini, 903 nucleotides. RefSeq names its product cyclin L1. The transcript has a single exon. Gene Ontology annotation, molecular function: cyclin-dependent protein serine/threonine kinase regulator activity. Lineage: Eukaryota; Euglenozoa; Kinetoplastea; Trypanosomatida; Trypanosomatidae. The record is from RefSeq and is a predicted model, not a curated record. The coding region runs from base 1 to 903 and encodes 300 amino acids. Gene Ontology annotation, biological process: regulation of transcription by RNA polymerase II. Gene Ontology annotation, cellular component: nucleus.